Guyanagaster necrorhizus is the source of this 1154-nucleotide messenger RNA. RefSeq lists its product as uncharacterized. The coding region runs from base 16 to 762 and encodes 248 amino acids. Gene Ontology annotation, cellular component: Slx1-Slx4 complex. Gene Ontology annotation, biological process: double-strand break repair via homologous recombination. The transcript has a single exon. The record is from RefSeq and is a predicted model, not a curated record. Lineage: Eukaryota; Fungi; Basidiomycota; Agaricomycetes; Agaricales; Physalacriaceae. Gene Ontology annotation, molecular function: crossover junction DNA endonuclease activity; 5'-flap endonuclease activity.
GUCACUUUACCAUCCAUGGCACCUCAUACAUAUCCUCCAUUCUACGCGUGCUAUCUGCUGAAAUCUGUUCAUUUCCCGGCCACGUACAUUGGCUCGACACCUAAUCCACUACGACGGAUCCGACAGCACAAUGGGGAGCUGACACAGGGCGCGACCAAGACCAAGAGGAAGCGACCGUGGGUGAUGCAGAUGCUGGUGCACGGGUUCCCAUCGAAGCUGAGUGCGCUGCAGUUUGAAUGGGUGUGGCAGAACCCGCAUCUGUCGCGACAUCUCCCAGAAUCGCAGCGUCGGGCCAAGGCACUGUCGUCGUGUGUCAAGUGUGUGCACAGCAUGAUUGCGACGCCGCCGUUCGACUCGCUUGCUCUACGCGUCAUUUUGUUUACACCCUUCGCCCACGCCCUCUGGCACAAACUGCCCCCAGCUGCACUCCCGCCUGCAUACCGCCCCGACGGCCCGUCGACCCUGCAGAUCCCGCCUCUCCCUGGAAAGACCCCCGCCACCACUUGCUCCGUCUGUACACGCCCAUUGGACGGCGAUGCACUCACCACUGCCAUCUGUUCCAUGCCAACUUGCAGCGCCUCGUCUCACCUGAUCUGUCUCGCCUCACACUUUGCAGACAGACGCAUGCUUCCCAGAGGCGGACACUGUCCUGGAUGCGGAGAGUAUGUGCUUUGGGGCGACAUUGUGAAAGCUAUGUAUGACCGGGCCGACACCGACGGGAGCACUGCACCCAGUCUCUCUCACACCGGCUCCCCGUGCUAAGCGUCUCUUCCCCGAACUACUCCAUAUCGAAUUAUCACUUUCUGAUUCGCCUCCUCCCCCCACGCCCAUCCAAUCACAACAUCCCUCUUAAUCACCGGCUUCCCCCGCGUCCGACUUUGCGUCCAUACCCGACUUUUCCCGGCAGCUAAAUUCCCUCGAUGAAACACUUUUCCACGCACCAUCUGCCUGGUUAUCCCGAGACUACAAAUUCCUGUAUCGUCCCACUUGCUACGCCCGUGUUCACUUUUCAUCCUACGAAUCCCGCUCGACUGAGAAUUGGGUCUUCUAUUCGCAUGGCUAUCUUUGCACGAGCGUAUUAUUAGCCUCCGCAAAAAUAGAUAGGUAGGAAUCCAAAGUGCCAUUAACAGAGUAGCCAUCCCCGAUCAAUGAAC